UGAACGUGCUGCGCAGCUGGCUGGUGAUGGUGUCGGUCAUCGCCGCCGGGAAUACCCUGCAGAGCUUCCGCGAUCACGGCUUCCUCUCAGAGAAGCUGUACACCGCCAGCCCCGGCCUCGUGAAUGGGCUCCAGGCUCGGACCUUCGGCGUCUGGACCCUGUUGUCAUCAGUGAUCCGCUGCCUCUGCGCAAUCGACAUCCGUAACAGGACCCUCUAUCACAUCACACUCUUUACCUUCUUUUUGGCCCUUGCUCACUUCCUCUCUGAGGUCUUCAUAUACCACACUGCAGCCUUGACAAUUGGAGUUAUGGCACCCCUUAUGGUAGCAAGUUUCUCUAUUAUGGGGAUGUUGAUUGGGCUGCAGUACCUGGAGGUAGAAGUGCUAUCACAAAACAAGAAGAAAAACUGAAGUUGAGGGCUCUUUGUAGGCAACAUUUCAACUGACUGAUGUCAAAGACCAAGUCCCAGAGAAGUUUGUGUCAAAGCUUAUGCAAGGCAGUUGGUGACUGACUCCCUGGGUAGCAGGCAAAGUCUCUGGCGUGCCCAGAACACUAAGGACUGCUCUCCCACUGUACUUGUACAGUGUACUGGACAGAACUGUCCAGGAUUUGUUGAACACUUUGGACCAGAAAGAGAGAACAGGUGCUACCCCUAGCACUGCUGUGUAAUUUGCAUGUGUGUGUUUCCCAGGGACCGUUUCUAAUAAAUGACAAAAAUCUGCAGUGGG
This is a messenger RNA of Cyanistes caeruleus (blue tit), 728 nucleotides long. RefSeq names its product ergosterol biosynthesis 28 homolog (gene ERG28). The record is from RefSeq and is a predicted model, not a curated record. Lineage: Eukaryota; Metazoa; Chordata; Aves; Passeriformes; Paridae. Gene Ontology annotation, cellular component: membrane; endoplasmic reticulum. Gene Ontology annotation, molecular function: protein-macromolecule adaptor activity.